Molecule: messenger RNA, 2813 nt
Organism: Acanthochromis polyacanthus (spiny chromis)
Lineage: Eukaryota; Metazoa; Chordata; Actinopteri; Pomacentridae
Product: ribonuclease inhibitor-like
Exons: 5
Coding region: 46-648 (200 amino acids)
Molecular function (GO): protein binding
Source: RefSeq, a predicted model, not a curated record
UCCAACCCCUCCCAUCUGAUAGAACUGAACCUGAGCUUGAACAACAUGCAGGAUUCAGGAGUGAAGCAUCUUUGUGAUGGACUGCAGAGUCCAAACUGUAAACUGGAGACUCUCAGACUUUCUAACUGUGGACUCUCAGAGAGUCACUGUGAAGUCGUGGCCUCAGCUCUGAAGUCCAACCCCUCCCAUCUGAUAGACCUGGACCUGGACUGGAACAAGCUGCAGGAUUCAGGAGUGAAGCAUCUUUGUGAUGGACUGCAGAGUCCAAACUGUAAACUGGAGACUCUCAGAUUGGAGUUCUGCAGGUUGUCAGAGAUCAGCUGUGAUUCUCUGGUCUCAGCUCUGAAGUCCAACCCCUCCCAUCUGGAACAUCUGGACCUGAGCUACAACAACCUGAAGGAUUCAUCAGUGAAACAUCUGAGUGGUUUUCUGGAGAGUCCAGACUGCAUCCUGAAGUAUCUGGGAUUGGAGUACUGCAGUUUGUCAGAGAUCAGCUGUGAUUCUCUGGUCUCAGCUCUGAAGUCCAACCCCUCCCAUCUGGAACAUCUGGACCUGAGUGGAAACAACCUGAAGGAUUCAGGAGUGAAACAUCUGUUAGAUCUUGUGGAGAGUCCAGACUGCAGCCUGAAGACUCUGAGAUGGAAGUGAUGCUGAUCAGGACGGUGUUUGUGCUGAGAGGAUGAAGUGUGUCCUGAUGAUCCAGAUGUUGAAGCAGCAGCAGCUGGUGUGUAGAGACUCUGACUGGACCAUGUUACUGCACUGUAAAACAUCAGGAAUUCAUUCAGUCACAUCAACUCAUCUGUUCUAGUUUACUUUAGAGAAAUACAGCAGUUUUACUAAUUACUAAUUAUUUGAACUUAAAAUGUCUCAUUUUUCUUUUCAAACCACUUUAGAACUUAAAAACAUGAAUUUGUAGAACUUGAGGCAUUUUUUCUUCAAAUAUUGAGUUGAAUGAAUGAGCAGCUCAGAGUUCACUCAACUCAUGAAAUUAAGUUCACAAGAAACAAAACAAACACAGAUUUCCCCGUUAAUGUUCACAUGAUACCAUGACUGUAAAAAAUGAUCAUUAUUUUACAACCAGUUCUGUUUGUUUUGUUCAAUUACAAACAAUAUCUAGUAAAAUCCCAGAAAAGUAUUAACUUCCAUGUUCAACUGUAAAUAAUGUCCACAUCAAUAGGGUUAGGUAUUUUAAUAAAUAGUCAUUUGUUCUUUAACAACAUUUUUACUUUAUUUUAAUCAGCAACAAGUCAGAUUAUUUUACAGAUAUUUGUCCUCAUUUUAAAGACUAUUUAUGUUUAUUAAAGAUUGAAAAUGAGAAAUAUUUUCACACUUAAUUUAUAUUUUCAUUUUGUUAAAUUACAGAUCAUCUGGAAUAAAAUCACAGAAAAAAUGUUCAUUUAUUCAGAAUGUUUGCUGUAAAAAACUGAUGAAUAAUGUGAACAUUAAAAUUCACUGUUUUAAUAAAUGUUCAUUUGUUCUUUUAUACCAUUUAACUGUCACACUCUUGUUUAUUGAACUUAAAUCAGCAAAAAAUAUCAUUUUUACAGAAUCUGAAGGACAAACUAUGUAUAUGUAUACGAUAUAUAUUAAUUAUAUUUGUACUGUUCUCCCUUAACGCCUUGCCAAAGUAAACAGCAAGAUAACUCCUCUUCAAUAAAUCACACAGACGCUUGACUUGGUUCGAAUCUUUAUGGCCCAAUGAAGUAGGGUAAAACUGCAACAUAAAAUACAGCACAUUCAGAAUGUAGCGUAAAAGUAUGCUAGAACUAGCUAGCUUAGCUCAAAUCAAAUACAACACGGCUUAUAACUGUAUCUGUAACUUAAAACUCACCGACGAUGCCUUCAAAGCUACCUUGAAACACUGGAAGGUAUUUAACAUUUUACUUUAACUGGAAAAGACUUAUCAGAGCUGAGCCUCAUGCUCCUGGCUCACAGCAAACCAUGUCACAGAAUGAUGAUGUCAUAUGAAUUGUCAACAAGAGCCGAUAGACAAAAGUGCUAUGCUAACUUCUGCCAGUAGAUGGCGACAAAUGACCAUGAAUAAACUUAAAUGAAUUCACAGCAAAUUGUUCGAGCAAUUACAACAUAAACAGAACAAUAUUAAAGGCAGAAAUGAUUCCAAAGCAUUCCACUGUUUUAUUUGACAGUUUUGCAGGAUUUAGUUCAAUUACAGAUAAUCUGUGUAAAAUGAUAAAAAAAGUGUUAAUUUCUACAAUUUUAGAAUCUUUCUUUUUCCAACUAGUAAAUUGUUGUUGUACAAUGUGUGACCAAUAAAAAUGACUGUUUUCCUGUUUUCACCUCAACAACAACUAUUCCAAUAAGUGACAGAUGUUUUCUGUCAUUUUCUCACUUUCUCCACUUCUUAAAUGUUGUGUUUCUCUCUUCAAACAUUUCCUCUGGCCUCCUUGCUGCCAGAUGUUCACCGUUCCUUUCCACAUAUUUUUUCCAGUGUGGAGGUUGAUGUCAGGUUGCAGAGUGUGCAGUAAGUUUCAGGAUGUUUGUUUCAGUGCAGGAUUAGAUUUGACUUUUCUUUCUAUUUCCAGCUGCAGUCAAACUUGUUGAUCUUCUCUACCUGCAGCACAUUGAGCUGAUGAGAACAAAGUGUCCUGGAAACAUGUCAGCUGAAGCCUUGGUGUCCAGAGAGAGUUUAAUGAAGCACAUGUGAAGGAUUUUUACAGCAUCACGUAGAAAUCCAGUUUAGUCCUCAAAGGUCCAGAAGCAGCUUGUUGAGCUCAGAGUUCAUAUUUAAUGUCAACAUCCUUUGACCUUUCUGAGCUCCACUAAAUGUUUCUGCUACUUUCUCUCUUCUUCAC